AUGGCCUCCCUCUGGCGGCUUCUCGCCCUCGGGCUCAGCCUAGCACUCGCCGCCGCCCAGUCGAUCUCGCCGCUCGACACCCGCGGCCAGCUGCAGGUCGGCAGCCCGCUGUACUCGCUCGACCUCGACCCAGAGCCCUACGACGACCGCGUGAAGCUGCAUCUCUACCCGUCGACGUCGAACCUCUUCGCCCCCGAUGAAUCUUUAAAGGACCUUCGCAUCGCCGGCCGGCUGGUCAUCGUGAGCCACAGGAACGCCCAGCGGCUCAAGGAGACGGACAUUGCGUAUCUCUCCUGCGACCCGGACGACUACCCGGGCAACAUCGACCCAAAUGACACUCUGGGCGCCCUGCUCGCCGCCUCCCGCCGUCCCGCCGCCAUCCUGCUGUACACCACCCACGCCGUGCGCUGCGACUACGAGGCCGACCACGACGAGGACCCGGCUACUAGCUACAAACCCAUCUUCUCGCUGCGGGACCCGGAGCUCGCCAACGCCCUGCUCACCUCGACCGAGCGCCAUAAUGCGACCAUCUCGACCGCCGGCCCUGUCACGGCCGCCCAGUCGCUGCAGGAAGACCCCCAGCCCGCGCGGCCGCACCAUGGAGACCCGCGCAACAACGGAGUCGAAACCACCCGCAACACCGCCAUGAUCAUCCUCUACACCGUCACCGGCAUCAUCACCAUCUUGUUUCUGGCGGUCAUCUUGACCGGUGCCAUCCGUGCGCACCGCCAUCCGGAUCGCUACGGGCCGCGCAAUGUGCCCGGUCGAGCCAGGCAGAGUCGAGCAAAGGGGAUUGCCAGGGCGAUGCUGGAUACGUUGCCCAUCGUCAAGUUCGGCGAGGACAGAGAGCAGCGCUCAAAGCAGCAUGACGUCGAGCUCGGUGACGAUUCCCAUCCUCAUACUCGGCCAGAGUCACGGCAGCAAAAUACUGCUGCUACUGCACCCGUUGAUUCUAACACGGUUGAUAAUGCACCUGCACCAGCACCAUCUACGGCGGAUGUCCCGGUAGAGCAGCAGCAGCAGCAGCAGCAGCCUCGUUCUGCGUCUCCAUCGGGCUCAGCUGCGGGCUCAGCAGCUUCCGAGCGAGAACCGUCCACCACCUGUCCCAUCUGCACGGACGAGUUUGUUCGUGGCCAGGACGUUCGUCUCCUGCCAUGCAACCACUCCUUCCACCCAGAGUGCGUCGAUCCAUGGCUCGUCGACGUCUCCGGCACCUGUCCUCUCUGCCGAAUAAAUCUCAAUCCGGAUGCACAGGAACAGCAACAGCAACAGCAACAGCAUCAUGAUACCAUCACCGGCAUCGAAGGAGACCCUGCCAUCGAUGCCAGGGAAAGAAGAAAGGAUCAGAAAUGCCCGUGCCUCGACGGCAGGUACCUCCACUGA
This is a messenger RNA of Trichophyton rubrum CBS 118892, 1383 nucleotides long. RefSeq lists its product as uncharacterized. The coding region runs from base 1 to 1383 and encodes 460 amino acids. The transcript is spliced from 3 exons. Lineage: Eukaryota; Fungi; Ascomycota; Eurotiomycetes; Onygenales; Arthrodermataceae. The record is from RefSeq and is a predicted model, not a curated record.